Saimiri boliviensis boliviensis (Bolivian squirrel monkey) is the source of this 2389-nucleotide messenger RNA. RefSeq names its product schlafen like 1 (gene SLFNL1). NCBI's taxonomy places the organism in Eukaryota, Metazoa, Chordata, Mammalia, Primates, Cebidae. The record is from RefSeq and is a predicted model, not a curated record.
UAUGCAAAGGCCAUUUUUCUGAGAGGCCAUAGCCUUCUUUCAUCAGUGUGUCAAAAAUCAUGAGAAUCUCUGCUUUGAAAGCCUCUGCCCGAGCGCUGCCUAGUGUGAGCCCCCAGUGGCCUCACAUUGGCUUUUAGAGCAGCAGAGAAGUCACCUACCAGUCCUCAGAAUCCUGGAUGAAGGCCUCUUCUCCAGGAGGACCUGUUUAAAGGUUUUCUCUGACGCGUGCCUAGAGGCAGGAGUGACCUUCUGUUAGGCAGGAAACCCUGAGAGCACCUAGGAGGCCCCUAGCCUGUGGGCCGGGGAGGAAAGAUAGGACCCCUGGUGCCACUCAAAUGCUGGAGCUCUCAGCGACCCGAGUUCUGGUCCCUUCUGCCGCUCUGGGCAGAUCCCCUCAGGCUCCCCACAGGCGCUGUGUCCAGCUCAGUCUGCCUGACUCCGCUUUCCCGUCUUAGGCCUCACGCAGGUGGGCCCUUUCCUGCUUGCCCUCUGCCCUCCCACCCUCUCUGGCCCUGCCCAGCCUCUGCCAGUCUGUGUGCCUCCCAGGAGCCAGGAUACUCCCUGAGUCCUCUGGAAGCCCCUAAGCCACACUGAGAACCCAGACCCUGGGAGGAGCAGCCAGCAGUGAGGAAUCCUGGAAUCCCUUCCCAGGGAGAGCCUUCCCAUGACCUCCAGGAAGAGAUCAGUGCAAACACAGGUGUCAGCGUCCCUGCUGGAGUACUGGGAUGAGGAGUCCCUGCCGGAGCUCCCUGCGGAGCCAUCCCUGACGGAAUACUCCGACCUCGAAGAGGCUCCCUCGGCACACACUCUCUAUGUGGGCCAUCUGAACCCUCAGUUCUCAGUGCCGGUGCUCGCCUGCCUGCUGCGAGAUGCCCUGGAGCGGCUGGAGCUGCCGGUGGGACGGGAGCACAUCGAGGUGGUGAGGCGGCCGCGGAAGGCCUAUGCACUGGUGCGGGUGACCAUCCGCAGGGACACCCUGGCCUCCCUCCCCUGGCGCCUGCAGACAGCCCUGGAGGAGCACCUAAUCCUCAAGGAGCUGGCAGCCCAUGGAAAGGUGCUGCUACUGAGUGAGGCUCAAGGGCCCUUCAGCCACAGACACAAGGAGGAAGACAGUGGCCUGAACCCUGGCCCCAGCCCUAACCCAGGCUCUAGUGUUCCGCUGCCCGCCUGGCCUACAUACAAGCAGCCUGAUAGGCCCCAGGCUUGGCAGCAUCAGAGCUGCCAGACCCGGCCCAGUGGCGUGUGCUCCGAUAGUGCCAUUGUGCACCAGGAGAUCGUGGGCAAGGAGCAGCUCUUCCAGGGUGCUUUCCUGGGCAGCGAGACCCGCAACAUGGAGUUCAAGCGGGGCAGCGGCGAGUACCUAAGCCUGGCCUUCAAGCACCACGUGCGGCGCUACGUGUGCGCCUUUCUCAACAGCGAGGGCGGCAGCUUGCUUGUGGGAGUAGAGGACAGCGGCCUGGUGCAGGGCAUCCGCUGUGGCCACCGUGACGAGGACCGCACACGGCUGCUGGUGGACUCCAUCCUACAGGGCUUCAAGCCCCAGGUCUUUCCUGACGCCUACACCCUCACCUUCAUCCCUGUGAUCAGUACCUCGGAGACCAGCGUCCCCCUCAAGGUGAUCCGCCUGACUGUGCACACCCCCAAGGCCCAGAGCCAGCCGCAGCUCUACCAGACAGACCAGGGCGAGGUGUUUCUGCGGCGUGAUGGGAGCAUCCAGGGCCCACUGUCCGUCAGCGCCAUCCAGGAGUGGUACAGGCAGAGGUGGCUGGUGGAGCUGGGCAAGCUGGAGGAGAAGGUGAAGGCGCUGACGAUGGAGAAAGAGCAGCUCCAGGAGCAGCUGCAGCAGCGCAGGCCGGUGUCUUGCACCUGCUGUGUCCUGUGAGGGCCUGGGGAGCGGCAAGACGGCGUGGAGCUCUCCACCCAAGAUGCAGGGGUUUCCCAUUUGAGCCUAAGGCUGACCAAUAAAGCCCAUGCGGGCCACUGAGACGUGGACAGGGGCUUCUUCAACAUGGCACACGAGCAGGUGCCCAUGUGGCUUCAACCCUGACAGACCCCAAUCUGUUUAGCUAAGAAAUUGGUCUCAGCCCUGUCUCCAAGCAAGCUUACUUUCAGAAAGAAGGUGUUCCCCUAAGGCUGAGUUCCAGAGCUCCCCUAGAGCUGAGCUGUAAGAGAUUGUCCCUUUCCCUAAAACACUCAUUUGGCCCAGGUUGAGGUCUGUGACUCCAGUUGGCUAGACAGUGCCAGAGAUCGGUCGUCUCAGGAAAGGCCCUCGCAAAUGGCAUGGCAUAUUUGGUGACUGGUUACAGGGCAAGAGGCCACCAUGCAGCCCCCACCCAAUUUGCUGGAACUUGUGACUGUCAAAGCUCCAUAAUAAAUUACAUGCACCUGG